AUGGCAAUUACGAUUUUGCCCUCACUAAAUAUUACCAGUUUACCACACGCUUCAUCAGGUAAACCUAGACAUCUUCUCAUUCUCGUUCAGCCGACAACCUCUCCAUCGCGUCUUCUCCACUUCGUCACAGGGUCGUUCAAGGAGCUUCAUCGCAGGUUAUUGUUAGUUUCUUCAUCUCCACUCAACCUACAAUGGCUGCAAAUAAUGAGAUGCCCGUUGCAUUAGACAAGGAACAGAUCUUUGGAAUGGCAGAGAAGGAGAUGGAGUACAGGGUUGAAUUGUUUAACAAGCUAACUCAUACAUGUUUUGCUAAAUGUGUUGAGAAAAGGUACAAAGAGUCUGAGUUAAACAUGGGUGAAAACAGCUGCAUUGAUCGUUGUGUUUCAAAAUAUUGGCAGGUCACAAAUCUUGUAGGCCAACUACUUGGUUCUGGGAGACCACCAAUGUGAAUCUUCAACUUUGGUUUUUAAUAUUAAUUAUAAUAGUCAAGGAUUCUUUAGAUUUUUUUUUUUGUUUUGAUGAUUGAUGAAAUCAUAUAGAUCAACUAAGUUGUUCAAAACCCUGAAAUAAUUUUGGAGUAUUUUCAGAAUAUUUCUAUGAGUGAACCAAUGCCAUGAAUUUUAUAUGCUUCAUUUUCUUUCA
This is a messenger RNA of Lactuca sativa (garden lettuce), 642 nucleotides long. RefSeq names its product Tim10/DDP family zinc finger protein (gene TIM10). Gene Ontology annotation, biological process: protein insertion into mitochondrial inner membrane. Gene Ontology annotation, cellular component: mitochondrial inner membrane. The record is from RefSeq and is a predicted model, not a curated record. Lineage: Eukaryota; Viridiplantae; Streptophyta; Magnoliopsida; Asterales; Asteraceae.